AUGGGUGCCAAAGUUUAUUGCGUGGGUGUAAAAGACUAUAGGAAAGACCAGCUGAAUGACAUUGUAGAAAGAAGGGAUCAAAUAUAUGGUGUAGACAAUGGAUUCAAGUCCCUGAAAGACAUUAUUGACUUGCUGGUGGUAAAUUCCUGUCAUGAAGUCAUGGCUGGGGAGAGUUACUUUGUCUGUGUAGGAGAAGAAUAUGCUGUGACAUUUUAUGAUACUUCCUUAGAUCUAUACACAAAGGAUGAAAUUGUUUGUAGAUACAAGUUGGAAGACAACAGUUUCUAUGAUAAAAAAGCCAUAUUUAAGGAUGAUGAAUCUUUAGUUUGUCCAGGACAUACCUUUGAGAAGCCUGGAAAGGUGGUCAUUAUCGAAUACAGCCUGAACAAUGGGGUCACCUUCAUUGAGGAGAACAUAAAAGCCACAAGCCUGAACUGUGAGGACCCAUUAAAGUCCAUAGAACGAACAGAGAUAACCACCAUACCCACGACGACCACAACGCCUACGACGACCACAACGCCUACGACAACCACAACAACCACAAUGACCACAACGACCACGACGACAACGACAACCACAACGACCACGCGGACAACCACAACAACCACAACGACCACGUGGACAACCACGACGCUCACUACAACCACACCUACGACUACGACAACCACACCUACAACUACAACGACCACACGGACGAUCACAGUGUCCACCACUAUCACAUGGGAGAUGACUGAGAAAGCAAUAGUCACACCAGAGUCAGCAGGGCCCAUGGUGGUCACAGAAAAGCCAAUCCUUUACAGAUCUCUCCUCUACCCAGUGCUCGUCCCCACCCUGCUCAUCAUCCCUGUGGUUAUCUGCUGCAUCUGCUGCUGCAAGAACACUGACAAGGAGCCACCACCAAUGGAGAUAAUAGAAAGGGAGUCAGACACGUGUAUGCAGAGAUGCACUCCAGUGAUCAUCCCUUGUUGUCCCUACCAGGAAGACAUGAGUCGCAUAGAGGACAAACUGGAUACCCUGUGUGACUUUAUUCAAAGCUGCAACCAGCUGCCAUUGAUGUGGUGUCGGUGUCAGCCUGGUGACCAGGAGUGGACAGGAAGAUGAACCAAGAGAUAUCAAGACGUAUCUGGUGAGGUCAGGGCAGUCAGAAUGGAGGCCAUGUCU
Lutra lutra (Eurasian river otter) is the source of this 1161-nucleotide messenger RNA. Its product is annotated as anthrax toxin receptor-like. Gene Ontology annotation, molecular function: signaling receptor activity. The record is from RefSeq and is a predicted model, not a curated record. Gene Ontology annotation, cellular component: membrane. The coding region runs from base 1 to 1101 and encodes 366 amino acids. Lineage: Eukaryota; Metazoa; Chordata; Mammalia; Carnivora; Mustelidae. The transcript is spliced from 12 exons.